UCUCGCUGGUUCUGACCCCUCGUGGCAUGUAGACGGCUGGUUCCUAAUCAAGCGUAUCACCUCAGAUCAACGCGACUCUUUGCGCUCCGCUACUGAUACAGAGAUGACAGCGUGACGACUGUUGCUUAUUUUUGGACUUCGUCCGAGGAGUCCGGGAGCCACCUGUGCGAGCUGUGUUUCGCUUACUUUCGUUUCUGUUAACUCUUGAGGAACAGCUGCUGGUGACCAAGUUUUGGGAGGACAGCUCACCACUCAUGAGUCAUUCUGGGACAGUCUUGAGAACUAUUCAUUUUUCUCGCUUGGUUUGGACAGAACAUCGAGCCUUGAUGUGACACAAGAUCGUUUUUUUUUUCUCGUAAAAGAAGUGAAAGAGUAUAUAAAGUGUUUAGACAUUCCACAAGAAAAGUUUUUCAGUGGCCCGAGCUGCAAAAAGAAAAUGCGAAUAGUAGAGGUGUGGAUUCCCAAAGUUGCUACCUAAGCGUCCUGGUGAACGUGUGGAGACUGCAGCAGAACAAGUGCUUGAUAUGAGCACUUAACAUAACUAAGACGAAGAAACGAGCUCCAUGAAGAUCUAUUGGCGUCUUUCGUGAGAAACUGAUUGAUAAAUUUCCACUCUAGGCAUUUGUUGCCUACUGUGAGGAAAACAGUUUCGCUUUACUUGAAAAAAAGAAUAUGAGAACUCUUGUGAAGAAGUUAUAAAGCUCUAUUCUGCUGGAAGAUUAUAUAUAUACCGUCUACUAACUUUUCGAACUCUCCUGAAGUGCUACUUCGGAUUUCUUUUCAUCUCUCUUGAAUACAUCACAAGAAAAAAAAUGUACGGGUUUAUUCACUGCGCCUUGGAAGACCUCGUGACCAAGAAGUUUGGAGCGGACACGUGGAAAUUGCUUCUAGAGAAGUCGGGGAUCACAAUGCAUGGUGCCUCUUUUUUGAUGCACAAAGUCUACACAGACGACAUGACGCUCAAACUGGUGGCCGCCGCCUGCGAGGUGCUUGGCCUGGAUCUGGACACGUGCCUAGAAGCGUUCGGGGAGCACUUCCUGUACUUCUGUCAGCAGCAUGGCUACGACCAUAUUCUGCGUGUCUUAGGCUCUAACAUGGCCGACUUCUUGACAAACUUGGACAAUCUGCACGACCACCUGGCCUCCACCUAUCCGGGCAUGCGGGCUCCCUCAUUCCGCGUAACACCAGGUCCCAGCGGGGAAAUCCUGCUGCACUACUACAGCUGGCUGCAUCCAAUAGUGCUCGGCAUCGUCAAGGUGGUCGGCAAGGAGUUUUUCAACACAGAGGUGCGCGCCGAUAUUUCUGUUGUGUCGGAAUUCGGAGACAGGGCCCACGUGACCUUGGAAGUGACCGAGACGAAGAAGGAAGGGAAGAGCUCCUUGCUCCCCAGCAACGCAGCUGACAUUCUCAGCAGUCGUCCAGACGAUCUGCCGAUUGGCGUGAAGACGAUGUGCGCAGCGUUCCCGUUCCACGUGCUGUUCGGCCGAGACUUCGGCAUCAGGCAGGCGGGCAAAGGACUGCUGCGCCUCGUCGGACACCGCUGGAAGGAGAGCAAGGCACAGGGUCGCCACCUCAAGUUCGACGACAUCUUCGACAUCACGAGACCCGUUAUCGAGUGCACUUUCGAGUCCAUACGCAGUUAUUGUAAUCAGGUCUUCGUUGUGCAAACAAAAGAAGGAGUGCUGAAGUCACACUCAUCCAAAUGCCCCGAGAAUGACGAAGACACGGAAAACUCGAGCCCAAAGGUGCUUCGGCUCAAGGGCCAGAUGGUGUCGGUUGAAGAGACGGACAGCAUCAUGUUCUUGUGUUCACCGCGUGUCAAGAACAUCGACGACAUGCGGUGCAUCGGGAUGUUCUUCAGCGACAUGGCCAUACAUGACCCGGCCAGGGAGUUAUUCCUGCGCUCUCAUCACCAUCGAGGAGAGCGUGAGCUGAUCGAAAAGUUGGACGAGGCCACAAAUAGACUGAAGAUGCUGCAGUCUAAACUAGAUGAGGACAAGAAACGAACCGAGGAGCUGCUUCACUCCAUAUUGCCAUCUAAGGUAGCCAAGCUUCUCUGCCAGAACCUUCCCGUGGAAGCGGAGAAGUUCGAGACGGUUUCGUGCCUCUUCUCUGACAUUGUGGGCUUCACGAACAUGUGCGGUAGCUGCGCGCCCAUGGAUAUCGUGCGGCUGCUCAACAAGUUGUACUUGCAGUUCGACAACCUCUCUAAUGUGCACGGAGUCUACAAGGUGGAGACCAUCGGGGACGCAUACGUGGUCGUAGCAGGUGUGCCGGACUUUGUGGAAGACCACGCAGACCGGCUAAUCGCCAUGGGUCUCGACAUGAUAACAGCCACAAAGAGUGUCCGCAAUCCGGUCAACGGAGAUUUCAUACAGAUGCGGAUUGGUGUACACACUGGUUACGUGACGGCCGGCGUUGUAGGGAUGACAAUGCCUCGCUACUGUCUGUUCGGAAACACAGUCACCCUGGCAAACAAGACAGAGAGCCUGUCAAAGCCAUCCAGGGUAAACCUCACCGAAGUGGCUAAGAGCCACCUAACAAAGAAAGAUUACGUGUUUGAGGACAACCCUGAUGUGGGUGAUUUCCCUCUCCGUUGUUACCUGGUGGACAUGGUGUCGAGACCCGCCACAGACGCAAAGACCCCUCAGGCUGCUGGGCAACAGCCGGCCGAUGACAGCAUGCUCCUGUCGCCAUCCUCCUCACCAGUGCGCCGCGCGUCUGCCGUCCCGUCACCGUCCUUGGAAGCGGAUGAGAUUGGCAUGCUUAUCAACAGUAUGCCUCCUAAAGCUUCCGAGCCAGCAGCCGCCACAUUGGCCAAUUCCAAGAACAAUGCUGAACCAUUGUUCAAAGCUAGAAAAAACAACAUCUCAUCGUGUCCAUUUCUCAAUGAAAACGCAGACGAAAAGCGCACCACAAUUGCGCAGAGUGCCUCGUCCGUGCCACCAGUGACGACUACUGCAGAAAUUGUCAACGUACUUGAGAACGCGUUCGCCGAUUCCAUAGCCAACGGCACUGAUGGACACAAUCCACCACAAGCUAGCAAAAGCGGGCACGACUCGGCAUCCAAGGGCACUGGAAGUGGGAAGUCAUCGUUCCUGGGUAUCAGAUGGAAGCUAUCUCAGACUAACAAGAUGAAAAAACACAAGAGUGCCGACUCCACUCACUCUACCUCAUCGCACCCAGAUGAUCACGAAGAGCUAGGCGGUGUAUGUGGAGGAGUUGCGGGAGGAACUGGAGGGACUGUACGCUUCAUGGAGAGUCCCGAGCCGAAACCUGGCCGGUUGCAGUGCCCCUUCUUCCGGUUUCGGGCCAAAAACGUGGGAAUAGAGGAAGGCUUCGCGCAGGCGGGCAGCGGGAAAAGUGCGCCAGUGGCGCUGGCUGCUGCAGGCGCUGGACCUGGAAUCGCACCCGGACAAACGGAAGCUACCCCGUCCAGAAAAUCUGAAACGCGGAAGAAGGACAAGUUCUGGUCUCGGGUCAUUUUUCCUUCCUGAAGGGACGAGACGAAACAAGUGAACCUCCUAUGUCUUUUGGUGAACCAUACAGUGAGGCCACGAGACAUUCCUCGAAGCUCGUACCUUUCUAUAGCCUAUGCCAGCCCCAACGAGCACCGGCCUGUUUCUUUUUUGCAAGAGGCACAUGGACACUCACACGAAGAAGGAAUGCACUAUUUUGGGUUUUUAUAAUGUAUACCUAUCAGUGUAGUCACACUCUGUAAGAGGGAGGCAACAGCGGGACCUCUCACAGUCAUUCUAGGGACGAGAGCCCACACGUCUCAUGAGCACCGACGGUUUCAAAACAAGACGGCAGUGAGCGAAUAAGCCGACGUAGCUACUUCGCUCAUCUUUAUUAGAUUUCCCCGUUUCCUUCACCCUUCUGCUUCAGCCUUCGAAGCUACCUUGCCACCUGAAAGCCUGUAAGAAAACGCGACUCCCACAGCCUUCACAUUUUGUUUCCUAAGCUUGCGCGCAAAUAAAAAAAAUAAGAAGCGGACACACUGCAAACA
Rhipicephalus microplus (southern cattle tick) is the source of this 4009-nucleotide messenger RNA. Its product is annotated as guanylate cyclase soluble subunit beta-1-like. Gene Ontology annotation, biological process: response to oxygen levels; cGMP biosynthetic process. Gene Ontology annotation, molecular function: heme binding; guanylate cyclase activity. NCBI's taxonomy places the organism in Eukaryota, Metazoa, Arthropoda, Arachnida, Ixodida, Ixodidae. Gene Ontology annotation, cellular component: guanylate cyclase complex, soluble. The record is from RefSeq and is a predicted model, not a curated record.